AUGAAUGAACUGAUCAGCAGAAGAAAUGAUACCUCACUGCAAGACACAGCAACUACUGCCACAGCUGCAAAAGAAGCAGGAGAAGAAGAAGAUGUGACAAUAGAAGCAGUGCUCUCACAGCUCAUUGACAUCACUGUCUUCAUCUUCAACCUGACUUUCUUGAUGGUCAUGAAGGCUGCCACUGCACCAUGA
Messenger RNA from Blastomyces gilchristii SLH14081, 192 nucleotides. RefSeq lists its product as uncharacterized. NCBI's taxonomy places the organism in Eukaryota, Fungi, Ascomycota, Eurotiomycetes, Onygenales, Ajellomycetaceae. The transcript has a single exon. The record is from RefSeq and is a predicted model, not a curated record. Bases 1 to 192 code for a protein of 63 amino acids.